AUGGCCGAGCCCUUGGUACCAGGCGAACGGCCUGUAGAGCCCCCGGCCUCCUCUCAAUCGCUCUCAAAAGUACUCGAUCACCUACGUCCUUUCAACCUGGGGCCCGCAAACCCCACUCCGGCCCAACGCGGGGCCGACGAGGCCACCACCGUAUAUACCACACACGCGACAGACGCUGAUCCGCAGAACGGAUCAGCUCAGGAAAGCGCCCACAAUGGCACACAAUCUUCAAAUGCCAAUGCCGACGAAGUCAUCCCCCCACUCCCCGUCGUGAUCGAGCGCAUCCAUGCACGCGUGCAGGAAUUCCUAGCCGAGUCGCAUCCCCCGGACUCGCUCCUCGCCUCGGUCCAACGCUCAACCCGCACAUCAUUGGAAGUUGUCGCAAGUGCAGUGGCCCAGUAUAAACUUUCGGGGCUGUCGCUCUCCUACAACGGUGGCAAGGAUUGUCUCGUUCUCCUUAUUUUGUUCCUGGCUGGUCUUCACCCCUACGCUAGUCAUGCUGAAUCGACAUCUAAGAUACCUGCCAUCUAUGCCCUUCCUCCUGAUCCUUUUCCCGAGGUGGAAGACUUUGUUGUCAGCUCCGCUCAAGCUUAUCAUCUCUCAAUAACGAAAUACACUACCGAACCACCCCAUACAACUUUGCGCUCCAGUUUCGAAGACUAUCUUGCUCUUCAUCCGGGUGUUCGGGCCAUAUUUGUGGGCACGCGACGGACAGACCCGCAUGGUGCGAAGUUAACUCAUUUUGACCGGACUGAUGGUGGGUGGCCUGAUUUUAUGCGCAUCCACCCCGUCAUUGAUUGGAAUUAUGCCGAAAUUUGGGCAUUUAUUCGACACCUUGGGUUGGAAUAUUGUCGGCUCUAUGAUAUGGGAUAUACCAGUCUUGGAGGAACUUCCGAUACGUUACCAAAUCCGCGCUUGAAGAUGCAGGAUGAGCAAAAAGAUGGCGAGGGAGGUUAUUUACCGGCGUACAAGCUGAUGCAGGAUUUAGAAGAGAGGCUUGGUCGCAAUUGA
This is a messenger RNA of Penicillium pulvis, 1011 nucleotides long. RefSeq names its product FAD synthase. The coding region runs from base 1 to 1011 and encodes 336 amino acids. Gene Ontology annotation, biological process: FAD biosynthetic process. The transcript has a single exon. The record is from RefSeq and is a predicted model, not a curated record. NCBI's taxonomy places the organism in Eukaryota, Fungi, Ascomycota, Eurotiomycetes, Eurotiales, Aspergillaceae. Gene Ontology annotation, molecular function: FMN adenylyltransferase activity.